UAGACUCUUUACUUUUCUCUCACACACGGUCACACACAUGGGAGAGAGAAAAAUGGAGGACACCCAGCAAAAGCCUCAUGCCAUUGUGAUGGCAUACCCUCUUCAAGGACAUGUAAGCCCAGCCGUUGAUUUGGCCAUGAAGCUUGCAUCAAAGGGCUUCACCAUCACCUUCAUCAACACCCAAUCAAUCGACUACCAGAUAACCAAAGGGCGCCAACCACGCGCAGCCGGAAAUGACAUAUUCGCCGGAGCACGUGAAUCUGGUCUCGACAUACGUUACGCCACCGUCAGCGACGGUUUUCCGGUGGGGUUGGACUUCAACUUGGAGCAGUUUGUGGAGUCUCAGCUCCAUCUCAUAGGGGGGUAUGUGGAUGAACUGGUUGGAAAGAUAGUCCGGACGGCGGAUCCACCGGUGUCUUGCUUGGUCGGCGACACGUUCCAUGCGUGGACUUCCACGAUUGCCAAAAAGUAUGAGCUGGUUAAUGUUUCUUUCUGGACUCAACCUGCUUUGGUAUUCAAUCUCUACUAUCACUUGGACCUUCUAAAGAUAAAUGGUCAUUUUGCUUCUAGCUGUAAUCGCAAGGAUACAAUAGAUUAUAUACCUGGGAUAAAGGCUAUUGAGCCAAGAGACUUGACGUCAUAUCUGCAAGAGACCGACGUAACAACUUGGGCCCACGAGAUUGUCUACAAGGCCUUUGAUAACGUCAUGGGAGCAGAUUUUAUCCUCCACAACACCGUGCAAGAGCUGGAAUCUGAAACAAUCUCAGCCCUACAUCAAAAGAAGCCCUCUUUCGCAAUUGGGCCCGUUUUCCCUUCUGGCUUCACCAAGAGCAUUGUCACCACGAGCCUCUGGUCUGAGUCAGACUGCACCCAAUGGCUUGACACUAAGCCCUCUAGUUCAGUUUUGUAUGUCUCUUUCGGCAGCUUGGCCCAACUUAGUGAAGACAACAUAAUGGAGAUUGCCCAUGGGCUUUGGCUCAGUGGAGUGAGUUUUAUUUGGGUGCUUCGCCGGGACAUGGUAAGUUACGAGGAGACAUAUUCCUUACCCGUUGGAUUUGAAGAUGGUGUUAAGGAUAGAGGGUUGAUCGUGACGUGGUGCUCUCAGAUUGGAGUUAUCUCGCAUCCCUCGGUGGGAGGGUUUGUAACUCAUUGUGGUUGGAAUUCAGUGUUGGAGGGUAUAUGGUGUUCUCUUCCAUUGCUUUGUUUUCCUUUCUUUGCUGAUCAAACCACUAAUCGAAAAUUAGUGGUGGAUGAUUGGAAGAUAGGAAUCAAUCUAUGUGAUGAGAAGUCAAUCACUAGGGAAGAAGUUGCGGACAAGAUCAACCGUCUGAUGAGUGGAAAAUCAGGUGAUGAAUUGAGAUGUGAGACCAAGAAGGUUAAAAGAACAUUGGAAAAUGCAAUUGCGACCGAUGGAUCAUCGGAGAAAAAUUUUAAUCAGUUCAUCAAAGAUCUUGAAGUCAAAAUUCACAAAGCAAAGGGUCUUGCAGCUGCAUCCUCACAACCCCAUGAGGAUAUAUCAAACAUUGAUCAAUAAAUUUGGUCGAUUUUUAUUAUUAUCUUAAAUAAAUUUGGUCAAUUUUUAUUUCU
Molecule: messenger RNA, 1587 nt
Organism: Cornus florida
Lineage: Eukaryota; Viridiplantae; Streptophyta; Magnoliopsida; Cornales; Cornaceae
Product: UDP-glycosyltransferase 86A1-like
Exons: 2
Coding region: 38-1534 (498 amino acids)
Molecular function (GO): UDP-glycosyltransferase activity
Source: RefSeq, a predicted model, not a curated record